Molecule: messenger RNA, 1840 nt
Organism: Leptonychotes weddellii (Weddell seal)
Lineage: Eukaryota; Metazoa; Chordata; Mammalia; Carnivora; Phocidae
Source: RefSeq, a predicted model, not a curated record
AUGUACCAGAGGAUGCUCCGGUGCGGCGCCGAGCUGGGCUCGCCCGGGGGCGGCGGCGGCGGCGCAGGGGGGCGCCUGGCCCUGCUCUGGAUAGUCCCGCUCACCCUCAGCGGCCUCCUAGGAGUGGCAUGGGGGGCGUCCAGUUUGGGAGCGCACCACAUCCACCAUUUCCAUGGCAGCAGCAAGCAUCAUUCAGUGCCUAUUGCAAUCUACAGGUCACCGGCAUCCUUGCGAGGCGGACACGCUGGGACGACAUAUAUCUUUAGCAAAGGUGGUGGACAAAUCACGUAUAAGUGGCCUCCUAAUGACCGGCCAAGUACACGAGCAGACAGACUGGCCAUAGGGUUUAGCACUGUGCAAAAAGAAGCUGUAUUGGUACGAGUGGACAGUUCUUCUGGCCUGGGUGACUACCUAGAGCUGCAUAUACACCAAGGAAAAAUUGGAGUUAAAUUUAAUGUUGGAACAGAUGACAUCGCCAUUGAGGAGUCCAAUGCAAUCAUUAACGAUGGGAAAUACCAUGUAGUCCGUUUUACGAGGAGUGGCGGCAAUGCCACGUUACAGGUGGACAGCUGGCCGGUGAUCGAGCGGUACCCUGCAGGAAACAAUGAUAACGAGCGCCUGGCGAUUGCUAGACAGCGAAUUCCAUAUCGACUUGGUCGAGUAGUUGAUGAAUGGCUACUCGACAAAGGGCGUCAGCUCACAAUCUUCAAUAGCCAAGCAACCAUAAUAAUUGGCGGGAAAGAGCAGGGCCAGCCCUUCCAGGGCCAGCUCUCUGGGCUUUACUACAAUGGCUUGAAAGUUCUGAAUAUGGCAGCCGAAAAUGAUGCCAACAUCGCCAUAGUGGGAAAUGUGAGACUUGUUGGUGAAGUGCCUUCCUCAAUGACAACUGAGUCGACAGCCACUGCCAUGCAGUCAGAGAUGUCCACAUCAAUUAUGGAGACUACCACAACCCUAGCUACUAGCACAGCCAGAAGAGGAAAGCCCCCUACGAAAGAACCCAUUAGCCAGUCAGUAGCUUCUGGAUCAUUUAGGAAAAAUGCCAGCAGAAAUCAAAAGCCUUCAUAUUGCCCUUCAGGUGUGCGUACGUGCUUUCCCCACAGGUUUAGUAGACUUCGUAGUUUACACUCCAUUCCAGGUGACUCUGAGGCUAACCCAACCCGAGCAGGCGGGAGAGAGCCAUACCCAGGCUCAGCGGAAGUGAUUCGGGAGUCCAGCAGCACCACGGGCAUGGUGGUGGGGAUAGUCGCUGCUGCUGCCCUCUGCAUCCUCAUCCUCCUCUAUGCCAUGUACAAGUACAGAAACCGGGAUGAAGGCUCAUACCAUGUGGACGAGAGUCGAAACUACAUCAGUAACUCAGCACAGUCCAAUGGGGCUGUCGUAAAGGAGAAACAACCCAGCAGUGCGAAAAGCGCCAACAAAAAUAAGAAAAACAAGGAUAAAGAGUAUUACGUCUGAUCCCAAGAUCUUAAAAAGACCCUUGUAUAGAAAUAGUCUUCAUUUUAUCUGAGACAUAAUAUAAACUUAUUUACUUUCCUUUUUACGAAGCACAUACAAAAGAAGACAGGGAAUGCAAUCAGGAAGGAAAGACUGUUUUUAAAAAAUAAAAACAAGUAUCUCAUGCUCUUGUUUCUCCAAAAAAGAAAGAAAAAAACAAAACAGGGGCCAAUAAAUUCCCUAACAUCCACAGUGUUUUCAUUUACUCUGCCUGUCUUUAUGUUGCUGGAACAUUCCUAAAAGACAGCGAUGACCGCACGCAUUCAUAAAGCAAAGGAGUAUUACAACAUCAAGGCACAACACAAAAACAACACAACACACACCACAAAAAAAAAAAAAAAAAAAA